Molecule: messenger RNA, 282 nt
Organism: Pieris macdunnoughi
Lineage: Eukaryota; Metazoa; Arthropoda; Insecta; Lepidoptera; Pieridae
Source: the annotation of a GenBank genome assembly
AUGAUUUUCCGCCCCUCACUUUGUCAACUCGACGCGACUCAGUAUAAGACUGGGGCGUGGUGUCAAAUCGACAGAAUUUGCAUUUUUAGCGAAAGUACAAAGACGCACGUCUCGGGCAGACAGAUUGUGCAAGAGACGAAUGAUCCCGCGAACGAUGAACAACUAUUCUCUUUGAAAAUUCUUAUAAGAUUUUCAAAUUAUGUGGAUAAGUUGCGAGUAGCAAUACAGCGGCUGGCUUACUGGGCUAAAUCACAUUUGGACAAAAGGGGCGACAAGAAUUAG